This is a messenger RNA of Rhagoletis zephyria (snowberry fruit fly), 1049 nucleotides long. The record is from RefSeq and is a predicted model, not a curated record. NCBI's taxonomy places the organism in Eukaryota, Metazoa, Arthropoda, Insecta, Diptera, Tephritidae.
AUGACCUCCACCGAAGAGACUGGCGGCAGCGGGGGCUACUCCUCCUCCGAGGAAAUGGACGACGAGCUAAAGAUGCUCGACAGUCGCGAGUUUUCGCCCAUCAAGCCGAAUGAUGUGGACGACGGUGGGCAGGAGCAGCAGGAGCCGCAUGCGACGAUGUACAGCAGCGCCGUCAGCCACACUCAGGAGAUGUUCGCCACCGCCGGCGGGAAGACCACCACCACCAACUUCAUUUCACCGCACACCGACGCCGAUGCGCUGGAGAGCGACGGCGAGCUGCUCGACCUGGAGCACGACCUCCCCGAGACGGUGACGGUCCUGAAGACGAAGGACAACAGCCACACCAUCUACCUCAUUGGCACCAGUCACUUCAGCAAGCAGAGUCACCGGGACGUCAGACGGGUAAUUCGAACCGUCCGACCGAGUGUGGUGAUGCUGGAGCUCUGCCGCAGCCGAAUGUGCUUCCUGACGAUGAACGAAAGUGAGAUCAUGUCGGAGGCAAAGUCGCUGGACUUCUCUAAGAUUCGCGACUACAUGAAGAAGAACGGCUUCGUUCAGGGCUUUAUCUACACCCUGCUGCUGACCGCCAGCGCCAAGGUGACCAACGACCUGGACAUGGCGCCCGGGGGCGAGUUUCGAAAUGCCUUCAAUGAGGCAGUAAACGUACCCGACUGCCAGAUCAUGCUCGGCGACCGCCCCGUGGACAUCACCCUCCGCCGGGCGAUCAGCACGCUGAGCACCUGGCAGAAGAUCAAGAUGACCUACAACUGCCUCUUCACCAGCGAGACGCUCAACGCCGAGGAGCUGGAGCGCUACAAGCAGAAGGACGUCCUCGAGCAGCUGAUCGGCGAGCUGAGCGAGGAGUUCCCCGGCCUGUCGCGGGUGAUGGUGGAGGAGCGCGACCAGUACCUCGCUCACUCCCUGCUGGACGCCUGCCACCAGGCGAAGCCCGGCGAGCCGGUGGUCGGCGUCGUCGGCAUCGGCCACUCCGCCGGCAUCAAGGCGCACUGGGACACCGUGGAGAGCAUCAACGUCGCCGAGCUAGUGAC